AUGACGGACCUUUUCGCCGUGGACCUCUUCAGGCGGCUCUGGUUGGAAACAGAUAUGUCUACUUCACCCAGUGAUCAUGAUCACGGCAAAGGGGGUACAGAUUCAGCAGCAACGGUAGGAAAGUCAACGGGUCCUAGCUAUGUAUAUUACCAUCUAUACACCAAACUUGGUGCAUUUGAAUCAACUCAACCCCUCUACCACAACGACCGCUUCAUUGGCCGCAUUCCGUCAAAAUCUGUUACCCCUCCUCGUACAGUGGCGUCUCUCAAGCGGUGUCUGUGCAAACUUGAGGGCCUCUCAGAGCCCGACAAGGCGCUUGUCUUCACACCGCUCUCAAGCCCAGCACCCAAAGAAGACUCUGCCCGCCUCUCUUUCCACGCUCCUUCUGGGCCAGGGCUGUCCGAACAAGAUCCGAUCGCGUUGGUUGUCGAGUCGGAGAAGAGGAUCGAGGAGAUCACACAGUCGGACAAGCUGCCGGAACGCUCUGAUGAUACUGAUAUCCACUACGAGGGAGAUGAAAAGGCAAAGACGUCCUUUGACGAAACUGACAGCUCGUUAGGGCGCAUUAACAGCCUCUCCGUCGCUCCCCCUCACAACGCUGGGUCUUUGAAAGCAUGCAUCGCGAAAUUUGAAGGCCUGGUCAAUGCACUCUAUAUGGAACUCUUCCAAGACGUGGAUAGUGACGCUGCCAUGGGCGACACCGAUGUUAUAUCCUUCCAAGGUGACACUUAUCCAGGUAGCAAUCAAGGCAAUCCCGUAGCUGCAAUCGCAGCAUUCACGAAGCGCGCUCGGUUACUUUUUACUUGCAAGUUUUGUCUAGGAUACAUGGUGAUUAAUCCAAGGAUGAAAAAGGCUUUGUGCCAGAGGGACUUAGGCUCAGAAGGGGUCGAUAUCUGUCAAUAUGUAAACGAAGAACAAAUCAUGAAAAACGAAGCAGACAUGCAAUUGCCGAUUGUCAAAGCUUUCAAAAGAGAUUCAAGUGAACCGAUACAUAAGUACCUCCCACCGAGGCCCAAAAUCAACCAUUCUCAAGGUCAACACUACCUCCUGCUCCUCCUUGCCAACGAACUCCACAUCCAAGCCCCAGUCAACCUCCUCACAAGCACCUUCAACACAACAGGGCACACGCCAUUGCCAACUAGGACGAGGAAGCCGGAGUUCUACAGCAUACAAAAGGCAAUGAGGUCGACGAACUUGUGGUGGUUGAGAUCAAGAAAUUUUUGGCGAAAACUCGUAUCACGGGAAGUAUUUGUGAGUGUCGCAUUGUAUUUCCACCUGACUGGUGGAACUGACAUCCUCAGACAAGAACGUUCAAAGAAGGCAACGCCUCAUGCUGCCGACUCCAUCUUUGGCGGCUCUUUAGCCUACGUCGCCACUGCCCCAUCACGCCCAACUCAACGAACACUCUCCCUCAACGCAUAUCUCGUGUUUUCGAUCGGAACAAUGCAUUUCCAUGACAGUGACCACCAAGGAGUUAACCCCACCCCACGGAAUGAACCUGCUCCAUCGCACUGGGCUGGUCCAACCUCAGCCUGUUCUUCCACUCUGCUGGACUGCUCUUCGCCGUCUAGAGAUGCAUUCGGCCCGACAUUCACCCUCGUCGAAGAUUCGUUGUCCACGAUAUCUGCUCGUGGACAUCGAACAAGACGAGAGUUUGCACCCAUCUUUCAUCCAACUUCAUCUCGGAAGGUGGGCGAAUGUCGGCGAACCAAGGGGCCCAAGCUGAUCCACCGUGCAAUUCGACACUUGACACGCGGAGCCAAAAAUGCCGUGAACUGCUACCAGAAAGACUGUCAACCGAGGCUCCUGCAUCCAGCAUGCACAUCCCGCACCUUCAUCUCCAGAAAAUUCUUGAAAGAUGUUCGUUGGUGUACGAACUCAGGGAAGAUGCGGGGUGCUGUAAAGUACUUAGCACUAGGCGCCUUCGGCGCCAGCAGAUUUCAUCCCCUUGUCGUGAACUUUACCAAAACACCCGUUCACCUCGUGGGAUGGGGGUCUCUUGGCCUCUGGGCACUCUCCUUUCCUUCCUUCCCUCAUCCUGAAUCUCUCCACCUUCGGCAUUUCAACAUGAUCGGAGCAAGUGUUCUUGCCAGUGCUCACCACUUUGUUGCUAGUAAUGGUGUUGCACAAUCCUUGCGCAGCGACAGCGACACAGAUAACCGGCGGGUCGGACUUUUCAAGGACGACGAUGGGCCAUUCAAUGACGGUAACGACGCGCCGGAUGGAAACCUGUUUCUUCCGAGGGGGUGUUUUUGCAAAUUGGGUCACACAGCUCCUCACAGCUCCUUUGAGGUCAGCGAAGGCACGUACGACAACGUUCGCUCAGGUUCGCCCUUGUUUGCCCUUGUUCUAGUCUUCACCAAGCUUCACCAGGCUUCACCACCGCAACCGCAGGAGAAAGUAAAGAUCAUCAAGGUCUUCUUGUUCACUGUGCCAAACGACGAGCACGAAGUAUCCGAGGCUAUGAGAAAUAUCCCGUUUGAACAUGCACAUGACCCGGCACCUUAUUGCCGAGAGGGCGCUGCGCAUGGUUUGGGCGCGAGACCUCAAAAUCAUUCGCCGGAUGCGUGUGUUCUCGAUGACAAGUUGCCGUAUUGUCAAGCAUCAUCACUUGAACCAAAAAGGGGGAUCUUGAAGAAGGCUUGUGGAUCCUUGUGGACAUCCAAAGUUGAGAUUGGACCUCGUCUAUUAGACACCUCGGAGCGAGAGCAAAAUGACAUGAACAAGAUCUUUAGCAAAUCUUUAGAGUUUGAAAACCGAAGGAGAAAGAGCUGGCAUAGGCUAGCAUUCGAUGCGAGUCCCCAGGAGGCAAUAGAGCGCAGGAUCCCCUAG
This is a messenger RNA of Laccaria bicolor S238N-H82, 2832 nucleotides long. RefSeq lists its product as uncharacterized. The transcript has 21 exons. Lineage: Eukaryota; Fungi; Basidiomycota; Agaricomycetes; Agaricales; Hydnangiaceae. The record is from RefSeq and is a predicted model, not a curated record. The coding region runs from base 1 to 2832 and encodes 943 amino acids.